Messenger RNA from Drosophila kikkawai, 2585 nucleotides. RefSeq names its product sodium-independent sulfate anion transporter. Lineage: Eukaryota; Metazoa; Arthropoda; Insecta; Diptera; Drosophilidae. The record is from RefSeq and is a predicted model, not a curated record. Gene Ontology annotation, biological process: transmembrane transport. Gene Ontology annotation, molecular function: sulfate transmembrane transporter activity. Gene Ontology annotation, cellular component: plasma membrane.
UCCAAAUCAUUCCCGUAGUGGAUGGCCACGCGAUCGGUUCGGUUUUGGUAUCGGUUACCCCCAAGAGACAGUCAGUGUCAGUGUCGUUACAGUGAGAGUGCCAUGAAGCCUUAGAGGCGAUUGCAAAAAAAAGAAAAAUAUAUAUAAGAAGAAAUAAUACAACCCAGAAAAUUCCCUCAAACCAAGCCUUAAAAUGCAUCAACGCGUGGACAAUGGCCACACAAACAGUGCCUUCAAUGGCGGCUCCGAGGUGUCCUUGGACAUACCCACCAACACGCUGUAUCACACCUCGCGGGACUGCAUCGUCCAGGAGGAGCAGGGGCCCAAGGAGAGCUGUCUGGAGGGCACCCAGAGCUGCUGCUCGAAUCUCUGGUCCAAUAUCUUCCGCAAGAAGACGCUUUACAAGCGAUUCCCCAUUUUGGUGUGGCUGCCGCAGUACAAAAAGGAUUAUAUAUUCGGGGAUAUAGUGGCGGGCAUAUCGGUGGCCUUGACUGUGAUUCCCCAGGCCUUGGCCUACGCCGGCAUAGCGGGCUUGGAUCUUCAAUAUGGCCUGUACGCCUGUUUCCUGGGCUGCUUCAUUUACAUCUUUAUUGGAUCCAGCAAGGAUGUGCCUAUUGGACCCACGGCCAUAUCGGCUUUGUUGUCCUUUCAAAUCGCCGGAGGCAGCUGGCAAAUGGCCACUUUACUCACAUUCCUAACAGGACUCAUUGAGAUCCUGAUGGGUGUCUUCCGGCUAGGAUUCCUCAUAGAUUUCGUCUCGGGUCCCGUGGGAGCAGGCUUCACUAGUGCCGUGUCCUUGAUCAUCUUCAGUUCCCAGAUGAAGGACUUUCUGGGCAUCAAGACGAGUGGAAAUACCUUCCUGCAGGUGUGGAUUAGCAUCGUUAAUGAUAUACACAACAUCAGCUGGCCGGACUUUAUCCUGGGCCUCAUCUGCAUCACUCUGCUCCUGAGCCUGCGAGCCCUGGCCAGCUGCAGUCUGGGUCCCAAGGAGGGAAAGACCACAUCCCAGAAACUGCUAACUGGAAUUUUCUGGACAGUUGGAACUGCAAGGAAUGCCCUCCUGGUUUGUGGCACCGCUGGCCUGGGCUACUGGCUAUCUAUGAGCGGCAAGGAGAAUCUGGUCAGGACUGUGGGCUUUGUGCCCAAGGGAAUGCCCUCCUUUCAGCCACCACCCUUCCACAUGGAUGCUGUGGUCAAUGAGACCACCGGAGAGAUCCUGCAGAAUGCCCAGAGCUUCUGGGAUAUGGUCAGCACCUUGGGUUCGGGCCUCAUUGUGGUGCCGCUGAUUGCUCUCCUGGAAACCAUGGCCGUGGUUCAAGCUUUUGCUGACGGCAAACCCACGGACGCCACUCAGGAGCUUAUAGCCUCAGGAGUCUGCAAUGUGGCCAACUCCUUUGUCCAGGGUCUGCGGAGCAAUGGAGGCGUGGCCAGGGGCGCCAUCCUCAAUGCCAGUGGUGUGAGGACACAGCUCUCCAAUCUGUACACCAGCGUGAUCGUGAUCAUUGCCCUGCUCUACCUUACGCCCUGCUUCUACUACAUUCCCAAGGCGGCACUGGCCUCUAUUAUCAUAGCGGCGGUGAUCUUUAUGGUCCAGUAUCGAGUGAUCAAGCCCAUGUGGCACAGCAAAAAAACCGAUCUCAUUCCCGGCCUGGGCGCCUUCUUUGCCUGUUUGGUUUUGCCCCUGCAACUGGGCAUCCUGGUGGGCAUUGGCAUCAAUGUGGUCUUUAUUCUCUAUCAGGCUGCGAGGCCCAAGCUGCGCAUUGAAACGCUGGCGACCACCACAGGCCUGAAGUACCUGAUGCUCACUCCCGAUCGCUGCCUUAUCUUCCCCUCAAUGGAGUUUGUGCGCAAGGUGAUCAACAAGCAGGGUCAAAAGUCCACUCUGCCCGUCGUCAUCGACUGCACUCACAUAUAUGGAGCGGACUUCACCGCCGCCAAGGUAAUCUCCACCAUGGUCAUGGACUUUGAGCAGCGUCAGCAGCCGCUAUUCUUCUACAACCUGCAGCCGCGUGUGGCGCAGGUCUUUGAGGGAUUGAACAAGGAUCUGGUAGUGAUCUAUGACAUCCACACGCUGCACGCCAAGCUGGCGGAGAAGUCGACGAUCUGAUGAGUUCCGAGAAAGAGAGAGAUCAACGCUGCAACCUCGUCGUCAUGCGAUAGAUAGUCUUAGUCUUUUAGUCUCGCCCUAAGUCUCCGUGUCUAGUUUGUGUCGCUCUGUUUAGUAGGUGUCUUAGUUCGAUCUUUGCCAGCCGAGGCCAGCGACUAAAUUUCUGGUGAGCCUGCGCCCACGCUCAUUGCCUUAGUUGAAGGUACCAUUCCAUGGGCUGGCGUUCAUCUUAAUUAGCAUUUAAGUUGCGGCAAUCUCCCACCAAUCUAUCCACCUUGUCCGCAGGUACAACACAUAUCUGCACAUAUUUAUUUUGGCCUCUGUCGAAACGUUGUGAAUUUCGCUGAGCGAAAUAUCAAAGACAGAGCCCCCUCCCACCCGUGAGUUUGCCGCUGUGCAUAAUAGUAUUAUUUACGAUUAGCGAACGAAGAGUAUUGACAUAAGUACUUAAAUAAAUCAUGUAAAUAUUAAGGAGUAA